Molecule: messenger RNA, 1018 nt
Organism: Aspergillus steynii IBT 23096
Lineage: Eukaryota; Fungi; Ascomycota; Eurotiomycetes; Eurotiales; Aspergillaceae
Product: putative gamma-cysteine synthetase regulatory subunit
Exons: 2
Coding region: 77-1018 (313 amino acids)
Biological process (GO): glutathione biosynthetic process
Cellular component (GO): glutamate-cysteine ligase complex
Molecular function (GO): enzyme regulator activity; glutamate-cysteine ligase catalytic subunit binding
Source: RefSeq, a predicted model, not a curated record
UUGUCAACCCCCGGCGACUCCUUCGCGGAAAUCCAAUCCUGCUAUUUCUCACUAUUGACACAUUCUCAGAGCGGCCAUGAAGUUGAUUCUCUCCACCUCGAAUCUUAUGACAAGCGGCUCGUCCGUUGUUCGACAGCCAGCCACUGCCAAAUCCAAUGUCGAACUGAUCAACUCCCUGCGAUCGAAUUUCCAGACGGCGCAACACCUUUCAUCGACCGACCAAGCCGCGACGGGCGGGGUACCCAAGGCUCAGCAGUACCGUUCCUGGACGCAAGAAGACAAUAACGCACUAUAUAUCCCCGCCGUCGACUUCUCGCAACGCGGUCUGGCAGAGGAACGUUCGCAGUAUGAUAUUACGGUGAAGCUUUUCUACCUGCCGGGGAUUCCGGCGUCCCGACGAUGCGCACACACCAGGGAGGCGAUCGAUCUGGUGCUGAAGGAACUACACGCGGAUUCCAUCGACUUGUUGAUCGUAUCGUUCCCCGGGAUCCUGUUCGAUGCCGAAGACGACAGUGACGAUGAGGUGUCUUCCGACAACGGCAGCGAGGAGCCGGACGAUUUCGACAGCAUGAUUCAGACCUGGAGGACGCUGGAAGGGCUGCAGGAGAAGGGCUUGAUUUCUCAGCUGGGAGUCGCGGAGUUCGGAAGCGAGAGACUGGCACGCUUCCUCCUCCAUACUAAGGUCAAGCCCUCGGUCGAUCAGAUCAAUCUGAAGGAUUGCUGUGUCGUGCCGAAGUCGUUGAUCCUCUACGCUAAGCAGGAGAAUAUCCAACUCCUCACCCACAAUGAUUGUAUGGAUAUUCUGCCAAUCGGUACCACUCGUGAGCUCCUCGGUCCUGGCGAAAAGGGAGCCGGGAUCCUUGCGUCCGCUCCGAAGGCUGGAGAUGGCAUCCAGGGUGAUGUUGAACCGCAAUGGGUGGUCAAGUACACGGCCGUAGUCAAGGACCGUGGAGUGGUUGAAAACAAGGGAUAUUUUGCACUUGCGGAUGUUGGAAGCUGUGUGGAAGAACGUUCAUGA